AUGUUGAUCAUUAUCUUCUACAUUUCUUUCGUUGCGGGUAUUGCCCUUACAGUAGACAAGCCAUUGCACCUCGUCAAAAAUGACUAUCAACUUCUCACUGUCACCUGGCUCGCUCUUGGGCUCUGUGCUAUGUUGCCGCCUCACUACCACCCCCGUGCCACCAAUUUUGUGGUCGCUGUUGAAGGCCAGACUCAGACAUGGAUGAUUCAAGAGAAUGGUGCUGACCCAGCCACCACGACACUCAACCCAGGACAGCUGACCAUCUUCCCCAGGGGCAGGUGCGGCUAUGCCACGCUUAUUUCAGCCCUUGACUCCGAUGAUACGGGCACCUUGAGUAUACUCAACGGCCUUUUCAAGUUGCCCAAUGACAUGGUUCAGGCUGCUUUCGGAGGCAUUUCGGGAUCGAAGAGUAGCGAAGGAAGUGGAAAUCGCGUUCCUGGUGUGGGUACCGGAGCUGCCCUCGGAUCCGAAGAGUGCUUGGCUAGGCUGAGCGAACCGUUUCAAUUUGCUUGUGAAGUAAUGAACAAGAAGAAAGAACUUCUUUCUGGGGGGUUAGAGAAGCGUCACUCAGCACGCGAGUUGAAGCACUCUUAUCUCGUGGCCACUGUACCAAAAGAGCUUUGGAUAAGUCCUCAGAAAACUUGUGAAGCUGAAGUCUCCAUUGCGACCAUCAUGUCUCCAGCCCACAUAAAAUCUUGUCAAGCGAGCAUGGAAGCGUCAGGAACUUAG
This is a messenger RNA of Colletotrichum lupini, 729 nucleotides long. Its product is annotated as spherulin-1A. Gene Ontology annotation, cellular component: cell wall. The coding region runs from base 1 to 729 and encodes 242 amino acids. NCBI's taxonomy places the organism in Eukaryota, Fungi, Ascomycota, Sordariomycetes, Glomerellales, Glomerellaceae. The record is from RefSeq and is a predicted model, not a curated record. The transcript has 8 exons.